UUUCCAUUUCUCCGGUGGGCGUCAGCAUCACUAGAAAAGGGAAGGCAAGGACUCUGGGUUUAGGAGUCAAUAUGAUACCCUUUGUGGCAUUGUGCAAAUAUUUUCCUGUCGCUAUAGUUGUGAUCAUAGUUUUCAGUGUCAAUGGAUACAUUGAGGAUCCUCUUUUUGAGUGCCUGCAAGAUUCAGACUAUGCCGAACUCCUUGAAAUUGUGGACAGAGGUCUUCCCUUCACAAAGACACCUCAUCAUAUUGCCAUCAUCGGUGGUGGUAUUGCUGGACUGACUGCAGCAAAGUUUCUGGAGGACGCAGGGCACAAGGUGACUUUAAUAGAGGCGAGUGGUCGAAUUGGAGGACGGGUGGAGACCUACAGAAAUAGAAGAGAAGGAUGGUAUGCAGAGCUGGGUGCUAUGAGGAUCCCUAGCUUUCACAAAAUUCUUUUAUCAUUUACAUCAAAAAUGGGCCUUGGACUGAAUCAAUUUAUCCAGGAUGACAUCAACACAUAUUACCAUGUGAACGGGUUGCUGCAGAAAACAUAUAGAGUUAAAGAGAACCCAGACGUGCUGAACUAUCCCUUGACUGACAAGGAAAGGGGAAAAUCGGCUGGUCAGCUCUUCGACUUGGCCCUGUGGAAGAUAAGGGAUGAUUUGAAGACAGCUGGCUGCGAGGCCACGUUGAGAAAAUAUGACUCGUACUCAGUCAAGGAGUAUCUAGUGAAGGAGGGGAACCUGAGUCGUGGUGCCCUGCGCAUGAUUGGAGAUAUCCUGAAUGAGAACAGCCUCUUCUACGCAUCACUUACUGAGAUGCUGUAUAUUCAGUCGGAUAUUAACGACAACACCGUCUAUUACGAGAUCACUGAUGGGUUUGACCAUUUACCAAGGGCAUUUUACCAGGGCCUCAACUGCACCAUCCUUCUCAACUCCAAGGUCCGACUCAUCAGUCAAACCAGCAGCAACGUGACCGUAGCCUACCAGAACUGGCGCAAUCCAUCCUCCCUGACCAACCUCACAGUAGACUAUGCCCUGGUGACAGCUACAGCGAAGGCCACCCUCUUCAUGGACUUCCAACCCCGGCUGUCACCCCAGAAGAUGGAGGCCCUGCGGUCCGUGCACUACGCCAGCUCCACCAAGGUGGUCCUCAGCUUCAGCGAGAGAUUCUGGGAAAAGGAGGGCAUCAAAGGGGGGAAGAGCAUCACGGAUCUCCCCUCUCGUUUCAUCUACUACCCUAGCCACAGCUUCCCAGGCACGGCUGGGGGGGCUCUCCUGGCGUCCUACACCUGUUCAGAUGACUCCACUCUGUUCCAGGGGGUGAGCGAAGAUGAGCUGAAGGCCUUGGUGCUGGAUGACCUGGUAAAGAUCCAUGGAGAGGCUAUACGUCCUCUCUGCACUGGGGGGUUGGUGAAGAAGUGGGGGCUGGAUCCCUUCAGUCUGGGGGCUUUUGCCAUUUACACCCCUUACCAGCAGACGGACUACGCCGCGGACCUGUUCAGGAAUGAGAGCAGGGUCCACUUUGCUGGGGAGCACACGGCCCUACCUCACGCUUGGAUCGAGACUGCCAUGAAAUCUGCACUAAGGGCUGCCAGGAACAUCAGUAACCUGGCAUGAUAGACAUCUGGGGCCUGGGCACAUCGAUUGUAUUUUGAAUAGCUUGAGAAGCCAUGAUCGGAGGUUGAAUGUUGACAAACUAAAUGACGAAAUCGGAUGGCAAACCAAAAACAAUUAUUUUUUUAUAACGUUGUUUAGUACUGUCUGAUGAUGCAUUCGCUAGUAUACAUGUGUUCUGCUCUACUCAAUAUGAAUGGCAUAACAUGAUGAAAGGAGUGUUGAUGAAAUCUUCAGGGCACAUUGUUCAUACCUUUUUCCCUUUCUAACCUGUAUUAUUUUUGUGUGUACUGUUUUAAAAUGGCCAUUUUGUUACA
Messenger RNA from Coregonus clupeaformis (lake whitefish), 1915 nucleotides. RefSeq names its product L-amino-acid oxidase. Lineage: Eukaryota; Metazoa; Chordata; Actinopteri; Salmoniformes; Salmonidae. Gene Ontology annotation, biological process: amino acid catabolic process. The transcript is spliced from 7 exons. The record is from RefSeq and is a predicted model, not a curated record. Gene Ontology annotation, molecular function: L-amino-acid oxidase activity; polyamine oxidase activity. Bases 72 to 1601 code for a protein of 509 amino acids.